UCUCGGACAUUGAUUAUUAUUAUUUAUUUAUUUACUACAGCGUUUGCCUAUCUUUUUCUAUCACACUCUUGAACUCCAACCAUAACCCUCAAUAAUGACUGCAAUUUAGAGUUAAUCUUACUUUCUGUUUCUUUUUUUGUAAACAUGUCUUUGUGAUUUUUAAAAUUACAAUAAACAUUAUGAUUAAAAUUGUUAAUAUAUUUAUAACUGCCCUUUGUACCCUUUAUUGUCUGGUUAGUGAAUAAAUAGAGUUUGUUGCGUUUAAUUAAUUUAAUCCAUCCAUCUAUUUUCAGUGGGUGGUGAGUCCACUGGAAGGUACCAACUGCCCUAACCGGGAUUCAAUCUUGCCCAGGAGGUGAACCCUGGUGUUCCAAACCAAUGACAGAGACCUGGACCAAAGCACCACUUAAUUUAAUUAAUUUAAUUUAAUUAAGAUACUUUAAUCUGAAAUAUAAUAAUUAGCAACAACUUUCAACUCUCACUCACACUUUCAUUUUACAAUAAAGAGAUGACGCAGCAUGCAUUGCUUUAAAGGGUAAAGAAGGGCAGUUCGAACAAGGAACUACAUUUGAAAACUAAAGUGUGUAGCCUAAUGUUUCUUGCAUGUUCAGGGAUCUUCAAACAGGAAUAUUGAAGGAAAAUCAAAAAAAGUUACAGUCAGCAACAAAGCAGCAAAGGAGUCUUGAUGCACCUUAAAAGACCCACAGACUUUUAUAUUAUGUAUUUAUUUUCUCAACGAAAUUCUUAUGUAUUUUACUUUAAACAUUUGUUUCAGCCAUCAUGUGUGGUUAAUAUGGAAUAUUUCCUGGUGACACUGACAUUUUUUUGUAUUUUAUUUUAAUCUAGAUUUUCACCUAUUUAUUUAUUUGUGUAUCUUUAUUUAACCAGAACCAGAACAGGAAUUUAUUCACAAAAGGCGCUACCAGGAACAAACCCCCCAGGAGGCAAUGAACAAUAAUUUACAAAAACUGCAGUUUUCGCCGGAUCUGUUAAAAUAUUAAUAAAAGGAAAUCCCAAGAAGAGUAAAUGGCUGCAGACGUCGGCCGGAAGUUUGCCCAAUAGCCCUGAGCCGUGCUUUGACUGAUUUAUAUACAGUGAAUGGUUCAGAUGGCUGCAGUCAACGAAAGAGGGAGAGGAGUGAGUGCGUGUGUGUGUGAGGGAGAAAGGGAGUGAGAAAGAGAGAGAGAGAAAAGAGAGAGUAAGAGAGAGAGAGAGAGAGAGAGAGAGAGAGGACUGCGCAAAAACCACGGUCAGGAUUUGUGCCUGACUGACGUCAUGGGGAUCCACACACUCCUCUGACAGGACCAAGACUAGAAAAACACCAGGGGAUAAAUGACCAUCAUCCAGAGAAUCGAGGGAUGUCGACGUCUGCCACAACCGGUUGUGCAACACCUGUAAAUCGAAUAAAAUAAAAUAAGGAAAGGAAAACCAAAGGCAGGAACGGCGAAUUCGUACCUCUCGCCCGUGCGUCUUUGGAGCGCCAUGAGAACGUCUCUCCGCUCCUAGCCCUCGGUUUUCUUUUCGUUGCGGGCAGAUCAAGCUCUAAUCCCCGGACCAGCAGCAGCAGCGGCGGCGGUGGUGGUGAGCAGUUCCAGUGUUAUGCCCGUUCAGCCGUUCGCCCCACGUUUGACGGACAAUGGGAGCUUUAACCAGCAGACAGAACAUAGGCGUGGAAGAAGUGGACAUCCCGUCCAAUUCGGUGUACCGUUAUCCGCCGAAAUCUGGAAAUUACUUUGCCAGUCAUUUCAUCAUGGGAGGAGAGAAGUUUGACUCCACACACCCUGAAGGUUACCUGUUUGGGGAAAACACGGACCUAAACUUCCUGGGGUCCCGACCUGUAGCGUUUCCCUACGCAGCACCUCCACCUCAUGAACCGGUAAAGACACUACGAAGCCUUAUAAACAUACGGAAGGACACGCUGCGACUUGUACGGUGCAGUGAAGACCUGAAGCUGCCUGGUGACGAGGCAUCUGGGAAAAACAGGGCCUGCUACAAUGUAGAGUUUACCUUUGAUGCUGACACACAAGUGGCCAUAACCAUCUACUACCAGGCCAUAGAGGAAUUUCAUAAUGGAGUGCCAGUUUACUUGCCCCAGGACAGCUCCAUGCAGUCUGAGACUGUGCAUUUUAAGAAGGGAGUUUGCCAGCAGUUCUGUUUGCCAUCACACACCGUCAACCUCAGUGAAUGGGCAGACGAGGAGCUGCUCUUUGAUAUGGACAAGGAGAUGUUCCCCAUGGUGGUGCAGGCUGUUGUAGACGAGGGGGAAGAACAUCUGGGACACUCGCACGUCCUGCUGGCUACGUUUGAAAAGCACAUGGACGGAAGCUACUGCGUGAAGCCUCUAAAGCAGAAACAAGUGGUGGAUGGAGUGAGUUAUCUACUGCAGGAGAUCUAUGGGAUAGAGAACAAAUAUAACAGCCAAGAAUCAAAGGUGGCCGACUAUGAGAUUAGUGACAACAGUGCGGAGUGUGUGGUGUGUUUGGCUGACGUUCGGGACACGCUCAUCCUGCCGUGCAGACAUCUGUGUCUCUGCAACGCCUGUGCAGUCACAUUACGCUACCAGGCCAACUGCUGCCCCAUCUGCAGACUGCCAUUCAGAGCUUUGCUGCAGAUCCGAGCGAUGAGGAAGAAGCUAAGUCCUGUGACGCCUACCAGCUUUAACCCCGUCAUCACCUCACAGACCUCAGACUCAGAAGAGCACUCGGUGUCAGAGCACAUUCCUCCCGGCUACGAAGUCGUGUCUCUGUUGGAGGCAUUGAACGGGCCCCUGAACACCUCUUCAGCCACUCCUCCGUCCCUCCACUCUGGCCCUAGCCACAUCCCUGGAACGCUGCCUCCUUACAGCACUGAGCCUCACCCGACACCGGCGCGAUCCCUCUCUCCUCUGGACCACUCCAAUUCCAGUCAGGGCCUCAAACUGAAGAAGAGUGGUUCAAAGUCCCUUUCCCAGAAUUCUUCGGUGCUUCCGGAAGAGGAGGAUGAGAAAUCAUGCAGUGAAUCAGAGGCAUGUCGCCACAAGCUCACUGUGGACCAGCAGGAGUGUGGAGUGACUCCAGACAGUGAGAACCUGACUCUGUCCUCGUCUGGAGCCAUCGAUCAGUCGUCCUGCACUGGCACUCCACUCUCCUCCACCAUCACCUCCCCGGAAGGGUCCUAUCUGGCUGGGGUCGAGGGCGAGCCUGGCGUAGAAGAGGCUGGAGGUGAUGCUGAGGGCGAGGAGAACCAGGACUGUACCAUGGAAAGGCGAGGACCAUUGAACCAUGACCAGGAGUUUUCCAGACAGCCAAAAGAACACAACUACUCCGUGGCUAUAGACGAGCAGGACUCUGAGGGAAAUGAUGUAACAGAAGAUGACUGCUCCUCUCCAUCUAAUGGAAAAGGUGGGCGGAGCAGGUGUCCAGAGUUGGCCAAUAACAAUCAGGGCGUCGGUCAGUGUGACACGCCCUCUUUGGGGCUGGAUAAUGAGCAGGCCACCGACAGCCGAUUCGCCGGUCUCUUGUACCUCGGGGGCUACCUGCCUGUUUUGGAGCCCCGCCCCCACCACACCUCCACCAGCAAUAUCAACCUGGAGGAGCAGGGGGGAGACAACCGAGACAGCCAGAGCCCUAAACAUCCUCGCCACGGACCACUCAACGUCUAGUACUCACACGUAAACACGAGCUCUUCCCCGAACCCUGUCACAGUGCUGCACUGCUGGAUAUUGUCCUCACCUCGACCAGAAAAUCCGUCCCCAUCUCUCUUGACAUCUCUUUGGAGCUGAAUGCAGUUGCCGGAACAAGAAAAUCUUCUGCAGAGAAAAGUAAAGAAAGGUCAAGAAAUAAUUUAAAAAAGCAUCACCUCUCCAGUGUUCAAAUCCCACUGAAGUAUUCCUUUUUGUUUCCCUCUGUGAUUUACCAUGUUGUGAGAAUGGUUAGCCUACUGCCACAUUAUUAUUAUUUAUUACCUGUUGGUGUAACCAGUGUGUGCUCUGUAUCAUGGCAGUAUCUUUACAAAA
This is a messenger RNA of Cynoglossus semilaevis (tongue sole), 3994 nucleotides long. It is a transcript of the gene rnf157, whose product is annotated as ring finger protein 157. The record is from RefSeq and is a predicted model, not a curated record. Gene Ontology annotation, molecular function: ubiquitin protein ligase activity. NCBI's taxonomy places the organism in Eukaryota, Metazoa, Chordata, Actinopteri, Pleuronectiformes, Cynoglossidae. The coding region runs from base 1637 to 3640 and encodes 667 amino acids. Gene Ontology annotation, cellular component: cytoplasm. The transcript has 19 exons. Gene Ontology annotation, biological process: protein ubiquitination.